AUGGCAAGUUACAAUGAAAAUCCCUUCGCUGGAGACUCGGAAAAUCCAUUCGCCGUAAGUUAUUAUGACCGAAAGACCUUCCUCUUUCGUGACUCACUAACAGUUCGGGUUUUCUGAGAUCGAGUGACCAAGCUCGUUAAAAAUUUCUCUUGUGUAUUUCAGGAUCCUUCAGUGGCCUCGCACACCAGUAAUGCGGCUCGUGGACUUGAAGAUUUCAAUCCCUUUGCAGAACAAAAUACUUCACAAGCAAGCGGUGCUGCAAAGGUUCUUCAUAUAUUUGUUUUUAUUUUCCGUUUGUAGGUCUUUCGUACCACCAGUGAUCAUUAAAUGAUCAUAAUCUAAUAAUGUACCUAGGCUCUCAAAAACACAGCAAAUGUGCCUGCUACGAAUAAUUGUCAUCGUAUACGCCUUUUUGCAUUGGUUAUAGUCUUGGAACUUCGAAAUUAAGCUUACCUAAAAUAAGCAUACCUGAAAUUAUUUUGCUCUUUACUCUUCCAUAUCUCUCUUCACUCAAAUUUUGCUGAAUAUCUGUUAUAAUGAUAAACUAUAUAGCCUAAAUUAUUCUAGAGUAGAAAAUGCGAGCUUAUCUAAACUAACUGUGAGCGUGUGCUUCAUUUAAGGAAGCUUGAUCGCAAAUUGAUAGAGAUCUUUCGGUCUCUGGAUUAUUUUCUCAACAAUAUAUCAUAUAGAUUAAGGCCCCCAAGAUCUAUGGCAGAUGCAGCAUAUAUAUUGUGCCCAUUGUUCGUGUAAUCUACAGAUGAUUAAACUCGUAACCGAGCUAUUUUUUGAAUAUUAUUUUGCAAAAUACACCUGUUUGAUAAAUAAAGAAAGUGUUCAGUACAAAACUGGGACUGGGUAUAAAACAUGGACUAGGCAGGGAAAGCUCUCAUGAAGGAUAAAAAUGUUAUCGAUUUUUUCGGAUUAUGCUGUCUCAACAUUGCUUGUCUCAACAUUGCUUGAACUCCUCUAGCACAAAUUCACUCUUUUGUAGAAAAACUCAAAGACAGAUGUUUUUGUUGGUUUUUACCCACUAUAUUUUGUUCGCUUCAAAGGGACGCCAACAUGGCAUCUCCAUAUAAAGCCUUAUAAAUUUGUGUAACACAUUAUUCCAAGUAUCUCGCAUAUGAAAUAUUGCAUAGACCUGAUUCUUAGCAAUGCUGUUUUCAAAUUUAUCUUCUCUCAUUUCCCAUUUUCUGAACUUUCUGUCAAGGCUCAAAAUAACGGACAGCAGGUCGCCUGUCAUGAUGACCGGCCAAAUAUUUUUUAGCCUGGACAAACCCCGAUUUUGGCCAGUCAAAUAAAUGAACGACAUAUUUUUAUUUGCCUAUGGAAUAUCGAAUUACGCUGGUGAGUGAUCGUUGUACUGCCUUGAUGUUAAGGUUUUUGGUGGCAAGUUGGUGAAAAAUUCCUUCACAUGUUGUUGAGUUCCUUGCCAGGAUUUUCGCCUGUUUUCAUGUCCGUUUAUAUAUACCUUGAGUAUCAUUGUACGGCAGUGUCUGAAGUCUCCAAGGUUCGUCCUAUAUCUGCAUAUCGGUGAAACUUGAUCCUUUUCGUUGCGCAGCACGUGAUCAAAAGUCUCGUCCACAACGAAGAAACGUCACUAAAUAUUUCCAGCAAAGAAGUUGAUUUGGCAAGAAAUUUGUUCCACAAACAGGGUAUUUGUCAUCAAAAGUCAAUAAAUAUACAGCAGAGCUUUCGUUUGGGUCACCGCGCAACACUUUAUCGUGAAGGGCUUAUUAACUUCAACAGAAAUUUGGAUAACGCUGUUUACAAGAAGGAGGAUUUUAAGCGCCAAGAUAGGCGACGUUCGUUCUCAGUUAGCUUUAUAGUUUUUAUCAGACAAUUCUGGAAUCGGGUCCGCAAACGAGAUUCAUGUUCGACAUAAAGAAAUUAUUAUAAUUAUUAAUCGAUGCACAGAAAUUUAUUCGUGGAGAAACAGUACAGGACGAGCAAUCGAUCAGCCCAAAUUCCGUCGAAGGUGAUUUUCACAAUCCUCUUACAAGUAGAUGUGAAACGUUUCAUGAAAAAAAACUGUAAGGUAUCCUUUAGUUUUCCAACAAAUAAUGGAUUAUCGUUAGUGUAUGUUUUCCCAAAGAAGGUCACUUUACUGAUCACAGCAAGGCAGAAUGCAUAGUACCGACCUGCUGCAUCGUUGCAUUACUCCACAACUCAGUUUGUUGUUGUUUCGCUUUGUUGCGUUUCAUCAUGACUUCUCAAACUCAUUAAUAAUUCAUUAAGAAAAUACAAAGGAAAUUAAUGUUUAAUGAGUGUUUGGAAAUCGGAUGAAACACUGCUUAGUAUUUGCAUCCUUAAUUUCUCCUUCAAAAAUGAUUUUGUUUGAGAAGAAAUAUCAAACAUUCGACACAGUGUUUCAUCACCAGAUGAAACACCUCGAAGUUCGUCAAAAAUACUCCGCUGCGCGUCGUAUUUUCAACUCUCUUCUCGGUGUUUCAUCUGGUGAUGAAACACUGCAUCUCAUGUUUGAUAUAUUACAUGAAAUUUAUUACGGCAUUCUUUUUCUUUAAAGGGUCUAGUGCAAAGCAGCAAAAAAAGCCAAAGAAAAAGGAAAUCAUUAAAGCGUUAUAGAGCAAAAUGCAUUAAGCAUUGAGGGCCAUGUGUUAGAAAACUCUUAAAUGGGUUAAUCAUGUAUAUCUACCCUCUCAAAAUAAAGAACAUUGUAUUGUAUUGUAUUGUAAGCAACAACUACAUGGAAAAUAUUAUAAAAUGUUUGGAUCCAAAAAUGACCGGUCAAAAUGACCGGCAAGAAGAGAGUUUGACCAGACAAGCCCAUGAUCAGGCUGGACAUUGUCCAUUGACUGGCUGUUAUUUUGAGCCCUGUUCUGUAUUGAAUGUUUUCAAUUUUUAUUUUUGAUGGUGUGACAGUGACAACAGAGAACAAUACUGAAAUUAUGAAUAUAUGAAAACCAUAUAAUUUUUAUGUGAACUGCAGAGUGAAGAAUUUUAUUACAUGUAUUUGAAGGAAGAUCAUUGCAGUUAUAUACGCAAGUUAUACUGUAAGACUAGUCUUGCACAAGUAGCAUUUUAUAUGAGUCAGGAACUGUACCUUACAAGCAUGUAAGAUUUGCCUUUUAUCGAAGCUAAAAAGACCUUUUUUACCAUUUACUCUUAAAGUCAAUGUCUUAUUUUUUCUGGUGUAAAUGAACCUACUGUGUAAGCUGAUUAUGAGGUGAAUGCAGGUUAUGUUUUGCACCCAAAUGUAGUUCACAGCUGAGAUAAGGUUCAGAAAUAAGUCCUUAAACAUAACCAGGCAGGCACAUAAUUUACACCUAAAAUAGUAAUUCUGUACUUGACCACUGGUUGGUUAUAUGAGUGAGCCGUAUACGUUAGUCUUCUAAUAAUCUUAAUCUUGGUCACAUUAUUGCUAUUGCUAAGGGCUGGCGGCUUGGGUUUUUUUCCAGCUACAGUACUGUAAGGAUGAUCUGCCUCAGUCGAACCCCACUUUAUAUGAACCCACUUAAUACGGACACCUUGUUAUUAUGGACAGUCUUUCUUGUCCCCAGCCCUUACAUUAUUUAAAUUUAAUUUGUAAACAUUCUGUGGCCCCUCUUAGCGUCUGUAUUAACCCUUUACACCCUAAGAUCAAAAUUUGAAUUCUCAUUUGUUGCCCCUAUUCAUUUCCUAUGGACAUAAUUGGGAGAAGUUGAUAAAAUAUCAAGAAAAUUCAUCUGGUGUGAUCAUGUCCUUAAUUCUCAUGACCACUCUGUUUCACAAAGCAUUGAUAUUACAGGGAGAAAUUUGAUGCUGAUCACUCUUAGAGCUUAAAGGUUAAGAGGGUUUGACUGUACUUUCAUAGAAGACAAAAGGAAGAUAGAACCAAAAGAGUUUCUUAGCUGUUCAAUGCCCCACCUACUGACUCCAAACACCCAGCAACUUUUUAAUACUAGUGACAGCCCUGCUUAUUGUUUUGCAGUGAUGUAAUCAUUACAAGAGUUCUUAGUUCUACACUUGAAAAUUGUGAGAAUCAAAGGUUGUGCUUGAGGAAGCCAUGAUGAAAAGUUAGGGCUGGGGAAAAAGAGCUUCUCCUGACCUUAUGGGUAUCUCUUAUCCAUAAGAUUUCCAACUUCAGAUUCAGGAGCUAGAUUUUGACAAAUAUGUAUUCCUGAUAAUAAUGUUUUUCUUGUUUGUGAUUAUUUUAGUUGAAGACGACUCCAGCCGCACCACCACCAGCUCCAAGACAACCGGCAGCAUCACCUUCUGCAUCGCAGCCUGCAGUUCUUCAGACUAAAGAGGAACCACCCCCUUAUGUGGUGUGUUCUUGUAUUUAACCCUCUUGUGAUGUAAUAGCAAAUUAAUAACAAUUUUAUUAUCAAUAUGAUCAAUAGACCGAUUGCAAAUGUUAUGACAUAUGCACGAAAGCGAGGCCUUUUGGUGGCAACUGUUGGUAAGGGUCAAUUUUCCUUUUCGCUUCAAGAAAGUUUGUUGUUUUCAUUUUCUCGAAACGUUUCUAUCAAAGAUCUCUUGAGAAAUUACCUAAUUGUGGACAAAAUUUAUUUGAGUGAUCUUUUCUUAAAACUUUAGGUGUUAUGUCUAGGUCAGUGCUUUGUCACUGCUCAGUGCAAGCAGCCUUUAUUAUGCCUAUAUUUUCCUUGCGUAGAAUAGAAGUCAGUGACAUGAAGACCAAAUUGAUUGCUCUGUAAAACAUUCUACAGUCACUAGGCAGAUUGGAAAGCUUACUCAAAAUGAACAAACCCAAAAGAAAACUGCUUGAAAACUUGCUUAAACAGUUCAUAACGAGAGGGUCAAGAGUUCAGAAACAUUGCCUGCACAGCUUAUGUUAAAACGGCUCUUGGAAAAGCAAGGUUCAGUCUUGGAAGUUCUAAAGUAUGCUAAAAAAUAGCUUAACUCUUCUGGUACAUUUUUAAUUAUAACAGUUCAUCAUGCUGAAAACUAAACAAAGUUCCCUAGAUAUAUUAAGUUCAAUUGUGGAGUAAAAGGAAUUAACCCACUCUUUGCCCAAAAUAUGACUUGGAAAGAAAAGGAAAAGCAAAGCAACAACAACAAAACCUUGAUAGCCCAUUUCUAUGCCGCAAUAGGCCUUUUUUUGCUUUUAAUCACAGACCACUCACCUUGUGUUAUUUUUUCGAUUCAACCAGCGCUGAAUGCGGUCCUGAGACAAAUAGUUUCUGAUGAUAUUUAAGUUCAUAUUGAAGAUUACCUUCAGUUGUGUUAGCUUGCAUUUGACAGCUGGUUUGAUGCUUUGAGGUUGAAAGAAAGGUGGGCCAAGAAUGAUACAAAAAGAAAAUAGCAAUGCACCUUUAAGGGCUGUCCUAUAAUACUAAAGAAUUCACAAGAGCUUUUUGGCUUUGACAAUCUGAUGUUGUAAGUCAAAUAAGGAGGUCCGAUAGAAAAUGGAAAGUCUCUUUGCAAUAACGGUGUGGAGAAGGAUAACAAAGCUAUUCUUUGAGUCGAUGAUACAUAAUCAGUUAAAAAGCAGUUCUGCAUGAGCGGCUUUCACACCUGUUUGAUGACUAUUCUGUCCUAAUGCUUCGCACCUGCUGUGUCGAAGCGCUUUCUAUGCAUGAAAAAUAAGGGCAUAAAAAAGGCUGCCUUAAACCAAACUGUAUCGUAACCCUGACCUAGAUAUCACUUUUAAAGUGUAAAGGAAAGAUAUUUCAAGUAUAUUUUACCCACAAUUAGGUAAUUCCUUUACAGAAGUUUAAAAGAAAUGCUUUGAGAAAAUGUAAACAACUUACUUUUUUGAAGCAGAAGGAAAGGAAGAAAGACCCUUAGCAACCAUUGCUACCGAUAAGCCUUGCUUUUGUGCUUACGUCUCCAUAUUUGCAAUCGGUCUAUGAUAGUAAAAAUUACAUAACAUAAAAAUAUAUCGUUUGGGGGGCCUGAAAGGUAAUUUUCUUAUCUCAGGCGACAAACCCCUUAAUAAUUUCUAUCUGAAAAACAAAAUUAACAUUAUCUCCCCUAGAUGUUUGGUGCUCCAAAAAAAGAGCCUUUUCCAUGACUCACAUUGUAGUUUUGUCAACACUUUUGCUCGCUAAAAGCAAACUUAUGGUAAACUAUGAAUGGAAGGCAUCCCACCCCCUACCAUGCCUACAUGUACCCCUUACCAUGGUUGCCCUUUUCUAUUUAUGACAUUGCUGCCUACUUAAAUUUUUUUCUUUUUCUGCUUUUAAAAUUUCUGGGAAAUUUUCUGGCCAGCAUUUAGGCAAAAAAGAGGCAAAUCUUGCACAAAGUACAAUAAACUGGUGAAUUUACCUAAGGUGCAUUAUUAUAACAUGCAAUAUUGUUAUAUUUUCAUUCUAUUUAUACUUUAUAUGCAGGUUGAAGAGGAGCAAGAAAACUUGAGAAAACGUCAGGAGGUAUGUGUACUGGAAUCAUGACAAACAUUGAACAGAAAAAAGAUUUUGUGCAAAUUAGGGUAAUGGUAAUUGAUUCACUUUAACAAGAAAGUGCAGUUGACAAGUUUAGGCCAACAAGGACUUUUGAGUUGUUGCUUGUGAUCUUUGCAGUAAUUCCUUUUUCUAUAUGCUUUAAUAUGCAACAUUUUCUUGAGACUGUCACAAAUGUAGGUAGCAAUGCAAAAUCGCAGAGUAUUGUCAGAGAAAUCCAGAUUUAACAAAGAGCCCACUGAAGUGUAGUGCACACUGUGUUGAGUAAGAUAACUUUUCUGGCCUAUAAAAAGAAAGGAAAGAGAAAGGAUUGCGUGGAAGGAAAUACUUAUUUAUUGUAUCAUUGCUUACAAAUAUAUGUGAUGAGUAAUAUAAUGAUGUUUUGGAUUAGGCUGAGUGAGAUGAAGAAUAUGCAGAUUGAGGAAAUUGACCAAGAGGGGAAAAUAAUAUAAUUAACUCCCUUAGAUUUAUGAGAUCUGCUUAAUUCUUUGGGUCAUACCUUUAGGUCGUAGCUGCCUCUUUGCAUGACAUCCAUGCCCAUUUUUUUCAGUCAUUUAAUUUACUAUUGUUGUUAGUGUUUACAAAAUGUAAAGGCUAGAAAAAACACAAGGUUGGCAUUGUGGUGAGAGCACUCGCCUCCCACUAAUAUGGCCCAGGGUUCAAAUCCUGGUGUCAACACCAGAAUUGUGGGUUGAGUUUGUUAUUGGUUUUCUCCCUUGUUCUGAGAGGUUUUUCUCCUGGCACUCCAGUUUUCCCCUCUCUUCAAAAACCAACAUUUCCAAAUUCCAAUUCAAUCAGGAAUAAGGCAAAUGAAGGAUCACUAUGUGGAUGUGCUACCUCUAAAGGCUGGUUUUCACUAGCGACGGAGUCGGAGUCAGAGUCGUAAUCAGAAGCAUAGAGUUUAUGAUCUAGUGAAAACAGCAUUCCGAUUCUGCUUACGAUUGUGUCGCUUAUGUUCUGCUUUUGAUCUAGUGAAAACGAGAUUGUCGGAGUCAGAAGCAGAAGAGGAAGACCUAAACCAAUCACAAAGCGUGGGAAUGUGCACUGUGAUCAAGGUUUAUCCUUCUGCUUCUGCGGACUCCAACAAUCUGGUUUUCACCAGAUCAUAAGCAGAAAGUAAGCGACAGAGUUGUAAGCGGAGUCUGAAGAUAUGGAAACAUUCUGAUUCUUCUGACUCCGAUUCCAUUGCACUUAUGACUCCGCUUACGACACCGAUUUUUUAUUUUCACUAAGUCGUAAGCGCUCUUAAGGCUCCACUUACGACUCCAACUCUGACUCCGUCAGUAGUGAAAACCAGCCCUAAAUCAUUAUUUUAUUUAUUUAUUAUAUAUUACUGGUGAAAGGUAUAUAGUAUUAUUGUAUCUUUAUUUUGUAGGAGUUAGAGCGCAAGGCAGCAGAGUUGCAGAGAAAAGAGCAGGAGUUACAGAGAAUGCAGUUUGGAGGUACUGAACAGUAGGGUUGCAGAAUAUUCUAUUUUAAUGUUCAUUUUGGCUGAUCGAAAACAUUAAGUCAUACUUCUUACAAGUCUUUAAGGUCAGAGCACACCAGGUGAAAAGUUGCAGCAACCCACUGUGUCGACAGAUCACUCUGGCUUAUGUACAGGUUGCAUGAUGAGUUACAAGAACAUGUUGCAGUGACACAUCGAAGCGACAAAUCACUUUGCGUGUACAGGAGAAUUUUUGCAAUAAUCUUUGUCUCUGCAACAAGUUGCAAAAAACAUAAUUAGACUGAAUCUGUGCAACUUUUUGCAGUGACAAAAUUCUGUUGUAGAGACAAAGAUUUUCAUAAAAAUUAUCCAGUACACGCAAAGCGAUUUGUAGCUGCGAUGUUUCAUUGCAACAUGUUGCUACAACAUGUCGCCUAGUGUGUACUGACCUUUACCUGUCCGACUACCAGUUCUGUGCUUCAUGAUCCUCAUAGUACAAAAAUCAGUGAAUAUUAAAGUGAUAAUGAUCUGUCCUGGAUGUAAGAUUUAAGAGUUACACUGUAUGUGUAAUAAGGCCUUAUGUGACUCCUGCUCUUAAAUUCUCCCUUUGAUUUACAAGCACACCUGGGAGAAUAAUUAUAGCGUUUUAUCAGAAAUCACUCAAGUAGGACUCUAUUCAGGCAGUCCUUGAAAUAAGCCUUUCACAGCUAUCAGUAAUUUCUUUUAAUGCAAAAUUCGCGGCCGGGAUUUGUGUUUGCGGCGCACAGUACACGAAGGUUGGCAAUGGGCCUUUAAGUGUAAGGUUUAUUCAUAAACUGAGUUUGUUUCUUUGCCCACCUGAGGUAAAACUAAAUUACUAGGGACCAACAGGCACCACCAGAAGACAUCCUCGUAAAAACAACUUUUAAGUUAAUUAAUGAAGUAGUGCGGCUGACAAUAAUAUUGUUUUGAACAGAUAACUUGAGCUGUUUAAACGGGGGCGCAACUUCAUUAAUUAAGGCUCGGCUAACAGCUCGAAAUCAAUUAUUGAUUUCGAGCUGUCAGCCAAGCCUUUCCUUUUUUGAACGGAAAGCCCGAGCCGUUAGAACUGAUGACAGUUUUUAUCAAAUGGAUAGCCUGAGUUAUUCAAACAGAUGACAUUGCUUUUUCAAAUGGAUAACCAGAUCUGUUUGAACGGAUAACAUUUUUUUUUUGAACUGAUCGCCAGAGCUGUUGACACCAGGGUUUGAUCAAAUACCAAAUCUUUGCAGAAAUAGCCUUUCACAACUAUCAGUAAUUUCAUGUAACACAAAAUUCACAGGAUUUGUGGUUGGGGUGCACAAUGCACCAAGGUUCGCAAUGGGCCUUUAAAUGUAAGGUUUAUCUAUAAACUGAGAUUUUUUCUUUGCCCACCUGAGGUAAACUUGAGUUACCAGGGACCAACAGGCACAACUAGAAGACAUCCUCGUAAAAACAACUUUUAAGUUAAUUAAUGUUUUCUAAAGGCUAAUUUUGUAUUAAUUUUCCAUCACUUGAAGGUACCCAAUACUAAUUUUCAUCACAAUUUCGACAAUUUUUUUUUUUUAAUUUCUUUUAGUAGCAUUACAAUAAAUGAAAUAAUAAAUUAAAUUAGAUCUUAACAUGUAUUAACCUUUAUAUUGCAGGUUACAGAGAAAACAACUUUCCACCUCUGCCAUCAAAAUGCCCUUGCAAGCCAUGUUUUUUCCAUGAUAUUAGUAUUGACAUUCCCAUUCAAUAUCAGAAGACGUGCAAAUUACUUUUCUACAGAUGGCAAGGUAGGGCUGGUCAUGAUCAAAACAUGAAUUGUUUUUUGUUGUUUCUUUCUUCUGUAGAAAUAUGCCAUUGAUUGUAGAAUUUUGUGGUAGAAGAAAAAGAAUGAAAGCAGGUUUUAUGUCAGCCACUGGCUAUUGGUGUGAUUCAGCACCUGUGCAUAUUUAACCUACAUUGUUAGGGCAGAGAAUGAUGUCAUGUUUUUGAGCUGCACCUUUUUUCAAAGAGUACAAAGAAAAACAGGGUUUUUUCGAGAGGCUCUUAACCCCACCAGGGCUCGAAAAAAUAGGGAAGCAGCUCUCACAGUUUGCUUGCCUGGGCCCACUUCUUACUCGUCUUAGUUAAUGAUUUUGUUGGAGGGUGACUUGCCUGGAUCUUUGCCCUUGGGCAGCAAGUAAGCUUGAAAAGUUACUUACCCAGCAAGAAAGUCUACUUGUCUGGGAUUACCAGAUGAGACUUUUUUGAGUCCUACCUAGCAAGCAGAAAAUAUAACGGAGAGAGUGAAGUUACUACUUACUUAAAAAACAUCGCCACUGGACAAAAAUUAAGUUUAAACCCUGCCUCUGAUUAGAAUGCCAACUCCCCCUUGUCACCCUGCCUUGUUCGAAUCAUUCCUGUCUUAUCAGGGUUCCAAGUAAAAGUCAACCAUCCCAUAUGUACAUUAUUCUUUACGAUAGACUAUUAGUAAUACUUCAAUCUUUGUCUUGGUGGCUUGUAUGAUUGUCAUGUGUUUAUUUUUUUUUAUUAAAAUGCUUUUGUCAAACUUUUAAAUGUAAGCCUAGAAAGAUGCCUUAUACUUUGCUUUGAAUUGGCAUUCAUUUGGAAUUUGAAAGCUAAAAACUACAAAAAAAACCUCUGCUUUUGGCAGUAUUUACUUUGAAGUACAGUUAUUCAAGUAGAAUGUUUUGACCUGAUCUCUGAGGUAAAUCUUCAAAUUGAAUAUAGAAACUACUUCUGAUCAGAUGACCCAAGAUUUGUGUAUUAAAUCCUGUAAAAUACAACCCAGUAAAGAUCUUCACUCGGCAGUUUCCAUAAACCUUUUUGAUACCAUCCAAAUUGUUUUAAUGUUGAAAUGACCAUAAAUGAUCUGAUAGACUCCCUCUCUGAAGUAAAUGCCUUUUGUCUAAUAAGUGCCUCCCUUACACUAACUUUUGAGUUUGUAUUAGAACACCCCCUAUCUAAUGGACGCCCCCCAGUCAGUAUUCUUGCUUGAUUAACGAAGGUUACACAUUGCACAUCUUGUCCAAUGUUUGAAAAGUUCAAAGAUAAAUAGGGUAACAAUGACAGUUCACACAAUGAUCCUGAAUGAGGAUUCUGACAUUAAGGUUGAAAUUUGAAAAGCAAUUUAGACGGCCUAGAAGUAUUAAUAAAUAGACUGGUUAUUUUGCUAUCGAUAAACUAUAUUGAUUUUCUUCCUGAAAACAUAUUAGUCGUGUUGAACUUUCUACAAAUAUGAAGUAAAUGCCUCCUAUCUAUUAAACGCCCUCUCUUGGACCCCUAAAAUGAAAUAAACAUCCCAGGCUUCUAUUAGAUUGGUAUGUAUCUUGUAUCUUGCUGCUGUUACUGUUGUAAAAAAGUAGAUGUGUUUUCUGUUUUUCUUUCAGUCUACUCUUUCACAAUGUUCUAUAACUUCCUUGCCGCCUUUGCCUUGCUUGUUGGUGAUGCUGAGCCAAUUCAUGAAGGCGAAACAUUUGGACUCUCGAUACUGUACUUAGUUGCAAAUGUACCUUUGUCAUUUUUGGGGUGGUACAGGCCUGCUUAUAAUGGUCUAAAGUAAGUAAGGAUAAGAAUCACAAAAGUUUAAGUCAGCAAAGUGUCAGCUUGAAUGUUUCAUGAAAUAAAUUUUUUAGAAAAAUAUUGCUGGUAAUUUUGUAGCUGUUGGAAGGGUAAAUUAGUCUGCAACGACAGGUAACCCAAGUGCGAAAUAUGACCAUCAGCCUUGUUACAUAAGGUUCAAAAUAUAAGGAUUUGUAUGGUGAAAAAAAUAAUAAUUAUUAUAAUUACAAUUAUUGUUACUGUAACCUAUGAUUGUGAAAGCAUUGAAAUAAAAAUUGGCUAACCUCAGCGGCAUGUGUUUCUUUUUUCCUGUGUGGUUUCCUGGGUUGAUUCAUGGCCAUUAUAUGCAUUUUAAUUCAGCUGGUUUGUUCUCUCAAUAAUCUCAAUUAAGACACAUAAAAUGGCCAUAAAUAGACUUGGGAACCACCGAGGAAAGAAGAAACACACAAAUUAAGUGAGGUUAACUGAGUUUUUGUUUUACUUUCAUUCUUAGGUUACAGAAACAGUCAUUUGUUUACCAUGCAAAUCCUUAUACAUGUAUUUCAAACGUUGUGCAGCAAUGUCGAUGGUCGUACUUUAAACCUUGCCACCUGUGUUGCAACCAACACUCCAACAGCAAACAGCGGUAAUAGCUGAUAGCAUGUGGCCUCUGUUGUUGUAAACUUAGGGGUUUUUUUCUGCUUGGUUAAGUUUUACUAACAAUUCCAUGGCCCUUUUCUGAUGCAUUCAGGCUGGGAUAAUUUAUAAGCUGACUUAAACUUUUUUAUGAUUACUGGCCCUCUUAGCUUCCCUAUCCAUUUCCUUUUUGUUGCAGUUUACUGUUUUGUUCUGUUCUUUAACUUCCUUGCUGCAAUGGCCCUACUGAUCAAGGGACCUGGUGAAUCAAAAACGGAUACUGGUUCAACUUUUGGCCUGUCAGCCUUAUACUUAAUAGCUAAUGUCCCCUUAUCCUUCAUUGGCUGGUACAGGCCAUGCUAUCGUGCUUUCAAGUAAGUUUUUUGUUUUACACCUGCAUGCAGGACUGGAAAUGUAGGCCAUUUUCCAAACUGGCCGCAUAUUUCCCACCUUGGAACUUUUACAGAGGACCCAGUCUGCAAAUUUGGUAUCACACUGAUUCCACAACCAUAUAAUGAAUGAAGGACAUUCAAUUUAGGUUUCUGGGAAACUGCCCACCCACCCCUCCCCUAAGGGACUUGUCAGAAAUUAGCAGGGGGCGGGGUGGGAAUUUGAAAUGGGGGUUCGGAAAUGAGGUGACCCAUUCCUGCAAUGGGAGUGAAAUUUGCUAACCCUCCCCUUGAGCUUGGCCUAAAAUAUCAUGACCCUCCCCCUAUCGUAUAAAUGAGAAAAUCUAGUUCUUGCAAUACACUAGGGUGCGUCAGUAUUAUGAAAACUCAAAAUAUAUUUCUAAUCUGUUCUUUGUAAUGCUAUAGCUGUAUAAAUACAUUUUAGAUGACAGCAUUAAGAGUCCGACUCUGAUUCUGACAGCUGAUCACUUGACAGAAUAAAGAACUUCCUUUUUCUUCUGUAGGUGAACCUCUACAUGAUCAUGGGCAUAUAUUUGCAUGACCCACCCCUUUUAAACGGCCCAUUUUUCAUGACCCCUCCCUUUUCUGCUGUCUCAAAAAGUUGUGACCCUCCCUCUGUUUCCCCCCCCUCCCCCCUGCUAAUUUCUGACAAGACCCUAAGCCAACAUUUUGCCCUAAGCGAGCAGUAAGUGAUAAUGUUGGCUGUGGGGAGGGGUAGGUGGGCAGUUUCCCAGAAACCUAAAUUGAUCCCAAAUUUGCAGUAAAAAUUAAACCCACCAUAUUCCCAUGCAGUGAUAUGAAAAGUAUCUUGGUGGAAUGAAAUCCCUUUAGAUCCGUAAGUUGUAGUUAGGUGUAAAUUAAACUGAAAUUUGGCUUAAUUAUUGCUUUUAAUUCACUUUUUUGUUGAUCAAAGAGAAAACCUUCCAACACCUUUACUGGAUGCUUGUCUUUGGUUAUAGUACAGCCUAAAAUCAAGUUGAUGACUGAUCCUCUUAUAAAUUCAUGAAGGAUUUGAAGACUUGAUUGGCGAUGAUUGAUUCUUGUGUUUGUUACAUGUUUCCUGUCAGAAUAACCAAACCGAAACAGCCUUUGUUAAAGUUUCAGUUAGUUGGAAUCAAGUGUUUUUUUUCCUUUUUUUGUAUUUUUCAGGAAUGACAGCUCCUUUAGCUACGUGAUUUUCUUCCUAAUCUUUUUUCUGCACAUAGGAAUAAAUAUUUUUUACUGUCUUGGAGUUCCUGGUUCAGGAGCAUGGUAAGUUCUGAGCAUACUUAAAAAACCCUUAUAGAUUAGUCCUUUUCAACACAACACACAGGAACUUUUAAUAUUAUAUCCGAUUAAAAUUUAAUCUCCGAUUAGCUAAUCAGCCUUCGCGCAACUGAGCCCAAGGCAUUUCCUCUAUUUAUUAUCAUUCAAUCAUGGGUAUUAUCUUCUGUAAAUAGUUAUUAAGUCAAGGGCAUACGUCUGUGGUUAGUCAAUCAGUCAGCAGUAUUAAUUACCCAUGAUUGAUUAGCAUUUAAUCAUCCCCAGGUGAUCUGGCCGUCAAUGAUAAGCCAAUCAACAUUGAGCCAAAAUUAUUUUUAAAGCUGGACAGAAUUCUUUCUGUGCCUAGACCGUACAAACCAGCAGCUUUGAUGGAUUGUCAGAAAUGCUACUGUUUUCAGUUAGAAAUAUUCACAGUCGUCCAUUCAUAUAAGUACUUCUCAUCUUUCUGAUACCAUCUAGAGUUCUACAUGUAGCACGACGUUGGAAAUAAUGCCAAAAUUCAUGAUAAAUUUAGCACUCUAACUACCCGCAACCACCAUGAAAGACAAAAAUGAAACUGAUCGCUACGGGCCCCUUGUGUCAUCUGGGCUUCUUAUUCUUCUGUUCAAAAGCAUUUUCACGGAUAAGUUUCUCGUUUCUCUAUAGAGCAUCAAAUCAUUACAUUGCAGGCGAAAAGGAUAACUUUUAAGCUUUCAUUUCUGAAUUGAAAUUUAGCACUAACCCUGGGUUGUCUUAACCCUGCUUUGAAUAACCCGGCCCUGGACUGUAUUAUUAUACACAUGAGAUUUACUUUAUUUAUUGUUUGUUUGUUUUCUUUUUUCAGUGGUUUUAUCAAUGCAACUCAGGCAAUACACAACAGUUUACCAGUUGGAGCCAUGAUGUUUGUGGCCGGUGGACUGUUCUUGCUUGGUGUGAUCGUAGAUAUUUUUCUUCUUUUAAAGGUUUGUCUUCUAUAUAAUCGUGCCAGCUAAUUGUAGCUAGCUAACAGGUAUCAUAUGAUAAAUCAAUCUGAUUCCUGGAGAUAUGUUUGUAAAGGCGGGGUUUGAACCCUGGUUUGACAUGUCAUAACGUUGUAUACAAUUACAAGAUGAUCUUCACAGCUUGGAAAAAUGGGAAUCCGAUUGGUGUAUGGAAUUUAAAAUUAUACGGGUAACACGCAGACGGACACCUUUCAUAUUUCAGUAAAAACUUCAUGGCAAGGUCCUGGAAACUGUUGAUACUACUAAAUAUUUAGCGAUCAACCUCUCUCACGUGAUUUACGCUGGAAUGAUCAUGUAAUUGAAAUUACCACCAAAGCAAACGAGACUCUGAACUUUUCUACGCCGCUAUCUCCGCACUUGUUUGGCCAAAUCCAAAGAACGAGCAUACAAAGCCCUUGUUAGACCGAUUGUUGAAUAUAGUGCCGAUGUCUGGGAGGCGAACUAUCACUCGCACACAAUCAAGCUGUACCCUUGCGUAGCUAAGAACAUACAUUAACAGCAGGUCGAAAUGAUUCAACGCCGAGCAGCUCGCUGGGUACUCGGGCGCUACGACAGAUUAGACAGUGUUACUGAUAUGAUAUCUUCUCUCAAAUGGAGAUCUCUGGAGCUCAGGCGAUCUCAUGCACGUCUCUGUCUGCUGUACAAACAGUGUAAUGGAUUAGGCUCUUACGAUUGCGACAAGCUUCAGAGAGAACAUAAGAGCAGAAUGGACACCAGGCUCUCGUCUCUCAGUCAUCGAUUUGAACAGCUACGUUGUACAUGUGAUUAUUAAAAGAACUCUAUUUACCCUAGUAGUUCACAGUGGAACAAUCUCUCACCAGAAAUUAUAGCAUCUACUUUGCCAUGUUCAUUUAGGUAAUCCCUGUAUAAUCUUACAUAUUGAUUAGUAAUUUUAUGUUUUUAUUCAUUGUCGUAAUUUUUAUUAUUUAAAGCAGUCUGCAAUACUCUCUUAAGAGUGAAGACUUUAUUGGUAAAUAAUUACAUCCUGAAGUAAAAUAUUUAUUGAUGUUGACAGGUACACAAGAUAUACCGCAUGGCAGGUGCAAGCUUUGAGAAAGCUCAGGGAGAGUUUGCACGGGGAAUGGCCAGCAACCCGCAUGUGCAGAAUGCAGCCACAGAAGUAGCGGCGGCUGGGGUGCGCAGUGCUAUCUCGGGUGAUAACAGGAAGUGAUCAACAGGUUUAAGAGGACAUUAUUAUCACAUAAUUAUGGACAAACUGAGGCUGAGAAGCUGUUCAUAGACGUACCUGGAUUCCGAAAAUAUAGAGACUCCAUUUGGUAGUGGUAUUAAGUUGAUCAAUGCAACUUUAAACUUGAAUCUUGGUUGCAUUUUUUUUUUUUUGAAAUACCAGCUUUCUUCAUUAAUCAGGGCUCAAAAAAGCCCGAUACACCUGGUAUUCUUGGACAAAACACUGUCAUUUUGCUUGUUGGGCGGGUAACUUUUUAAAGCUUAUGUGCCCAAUGAGCAAGAAUCCAAGCAAGUCAUCUUAUAACUGAAUCGUUCAGCAAUGGAUCUGUGCAAGCAAAGUGUGAGAGCUAUUGCCCAAAGGACAAGGUGGAAUUCGUCACUUUCGAAACGAGAAGGGAACUGGACUCCGUUUCUCAAAAGGGGGAGAAAGGUGUUUUAUGUUUGCCGUGUUUGCAUCCAAGAUUCAAGUUUCAAUAAUUCUGAUAAUGAUACAAUGAAGCUAUCAGUUAACGAAGCAAAAUUGACUGGUUUGUGAGCUAGGAACUGUGCUACUAUUACAAAGGUUUUGAUUUUAAAUUUGCCUUCGGGCCCGAAAAGUUUCCGGGCUUUUCGAGAAACAGGUCCCUGGGGCCGAGUUAACUUUCGCAAAGACUUCUGGGACUGUUACUGGAGACAGGGAAAGAGUUGGGCAAUGGCUGACCAGCUCGUCCCCAGUAACGAUCCCUGAAACAAUUUCACGACGCAUUUCGGCUCCAGUUCCCUUCUGUUCUCGGCGAAUUGCAUUUUUUUGAGCCCUGCCUAAGUAAUUAAUUUUUCAAAGUUUCUCAUUCUAAAGACUUGCUGUCUUUACAGAGGAGUAAUUUCAGGAGUUGUUAGCUUUUCUGCCAGUCGUUUUCAGAAAAUUCUGAAUGUAAUGUUUAGUGCGGCCAAUUCCAGCCAUCCACAGUUUUGAAUUAGUAGAGGAAGUCAUAUAUUGACAGUAUAAAAUUAAUUUAAGAGCCACUUAGUACAAGGAGAGCCAACCAGAGUUACUCUGUGACAUUUUAAAGGUGUGUUAUUUUUUUAUACGUCAUUGUGGUGAAAUGUCGUGCAGACCUGUAAAGAAUUAAAUUGCUUGUAAACAUAGUACUGAGAUGGUGUAACCUACAACCGACCAAACGUGGCAAAUUGUAAAAUUAAUCUUAUUUGUUGAAAGAUAUGGAGUAAACAGUGCAGAUUUACCAAACGCACGCUGAGUCUAUGGUUUUAGAAGGUUUUAUUCUUCUCAAAAUCGGUUUAGCGUAGCGUAAAAAUAGUUUGAGUCUCACGCGCGCGAAAAAUACAAUGACUGAAAUUAAAAUACAAUGACUGCCACCACAGCUAGGCAGGCUAUCCUCUGUUGGUGUUGUCAUUGAAAUAUGAGCAUCGUCGAACUUUUAUACAUGUAUAUAAUAGUAAGUGAACGUCAAGCCGGCUACAGGUCAU
Messenger RNA from Porites lobata, 17257 nucleotides. Lineage: Eukaryota; Metazoa; Cnidaria; Anthozoa; Scleractinia; Poritidae. The record is from the annotation of a GenBank genome assembly.